Messenger RNA from Spodoptera litura, 4139 nucleotides. NCBI's taxonomy places the organism in Eukaryota, Metazoa, Arthropoda, Insecta, Lepidoptera, Noctuidae. The record is from RefSeq and is a predicted model, not a curated record.
UGCCAGUCAAAAACGUCAGCGUCCUCGCGACAUGUCUCUUGCGGAGCCACCACACACCAUGGAGAUAGCACAGAUCCUGAUAUCAUUGCUCCACGCGUGGGGCCUAGACCCAGACCUGGACAGGGUCUGCGAGUCGAAGCUUGGAUUGUUGAGGCCUAUGGUACCAGUCUGCUUCGGUGUGGUCUCCCGCCAUGGUCACAUGGCUGUCCAGCUCCCUACAUGGCUCGGUAGCUGGUCCGCCGCCUGCGCUUCAGCUCCUGACGACCCGUUACUCAUCACUUCAGAUCUUCCACCUGAGCUUGUUCGCCAGGAGAAGUUGACCAGAUUAUUCUCAUCGAAGCUCCACUGGGAGUUGAGCACGACGCUGACAACGAACCACCUGCUCUCCAUCGUGGCUCUAGCCAACACACUCAUGUCGAUGAGCAACGCCAGCUUUGUGCCUGAACAAGAAGUCAUUCGAAGAUUACACAGGAACUCCUCAUCAUGGGCAGCAGACGAGGAGAGGGAGGAACAGCUGGCCGCCCAGCAGGCCCACAUCAAGCAAGGAUGGUCUCUAUUGGCCACGCUACACUGUGUAUUGUUGCCUGACAAGGUUGUCGCUGCAGGAGCGAAGAGUUUCAAGCGUCCACAAGUGGAGAUGUUGGCUCGACGCUGGCAACAUCACUGUCUGGAGGUACGAGAAGCUGCGCAGGCGCUGCUACUGGCUGAACUUGGCAGACUUGGUCCGAAGGGCCGCAAGACGCUGGUGGACAACUGGGCACAGUUCCUCCCUCUGUACACGCACACAGAGAGCAUCAACCCACACGCGGCGCACAAGGAACCGGCAGAGAAGAUACAGCAAGUUCAAGAAGAAGAGUUUGAAGAAGAAGAAGAGGAGAUAAUCCGCAAGCCGUCUUCUCUCGCAGAGCUGAAACGCAAGCAGACCACUGCGGUCGUACUCUUGGGUGUCAUUGGAGCUGAGUUUGGCCAGGAUAUUACUAGUGAAGGCGCUGCUGGCAAUAAGAGGCGUAAGGAUGGAGACAGUCGGAAGAGCUCCGUGGUCGAAGGCUUCACUUUAAGCUCAUCAAAUAACCUAGCCCGUCUGACGGCGCUAGCGCUAACCCAUCUACUUCUAAGCCCGGCCUGCCCGCGCUUACCCGCGCACACUCCGCUGCGGCGCGCGGCCGUGGACCUGCUGGGACGUGGGUUCACUGUCUGGGAACCGUAUUUGGAUGUCAGCCAUGUGCUUCUAGGUCUGCUGGAGAUGUGUUGCGACGCGGACAAGUUGGUCCCGUCGAUGACGUACGGCCUGCCGCUGACGCCGCAGGCAGACUCCUGCCGGACGGCCAGGCACGCACUCACGCUCAUCGCCACCGCCAGACCCGCGGCGUUCAUAACGACGAUGGCCCGCGAGGUGGCGCGCUGCGCGGCGGCGGCGCAGUCGGGGCAGCCGUCGGCCGCCUACCUCGCGCUGCACAAGGGCCGCGCCGAGGUCCUGCGCGGCAUCGAACUACUCAUCGACCGCAUGCACAACGAGGUCGCCGAGCUACUCGUCGAGGUCAUGGACAUUAUCCUGCACUGCGUGGACCAAUCCCACCUGAAGAGCAAGGGCCUCAACGAGGUGUUCCCGGCCAUCUGUAGAUACAACCAGGUCUCACACUGCCCCGCCACCAGGAGGAUUGCGGUGGGCAGCCACACGGGCCAGCUGGCCAUGUACGAGCUCCGCGCCGGGCGCUGCCAGUCGCUGGCGGCCCACAGCGGGCCCGUCACGGCCUGCGCCUUCAGCCCCGACGGACGGUACCUCGUCUCCUACGCCACCGCCGACAACAGGCUGUCGUUCUGGCAGAGUACUGCUGGUAUGUUCGGUCUAGGCGCAGCGCAGACCCGUUGCGUAAAAUGCUACAGUACAGCUCCAAUGGCGGACGUAGCCAGACUCAAUCCCGCACGCCUAGCCAGACUCGUCUGGACUAAUUCCAGAACUGUCACCCUUAUGUUAGCUGACGGCUCGGAAACUAGGUUUAAUGUGUAAAUAUUGUGAAUGAAAUAUUAUUUUUUUUUCAUGUUAGACAAAUAAUUUGAAUUAUUGAUCAACAGAUUAGUUUCGAUUUUUAUUAUAACUACCGUAAGACACUCACGCAAAUAUUGAGAAGGUCUACUAGUUGCGAGUCACAGAGGGACUCUUCUUCGUAAGCAUCAUGCGCUGACGCAGCGACGUCGCACAGUCUACUAUGUUUAACUUGAAACUAGUAGGUUUUCUCAAUAUUUGCGGCAUUUUUUGUGGAGGGAAAAUUAUCCAAUGACUUCUUCCGUAUUGGGUGAAGCGAGAGGAAGAGUCAGACUCUUACUGACUAAAUACCACCCCGUUUCUACCCCUGUAUAGUGCCGGAGCCAGGGUUGCAACUUGGAGUGUUUAAUUUGUGCCUGGUCUACGGUAAAGAUUUAUCCCCUAUUACGUGGGACUCGUUUACAUAACUGUACAUUGUGCAUCUAUUUCGUACAUUAAAUGGCGUUAUGUCUACUCAAGAGCAACUUUCUUCUAUUACACAACAACUGUAAAUCAUACAAAUAUUUGUAUCGCACGGGAAGGGAACUUGCAUAGUUAUUUGUCUAACAUCAAAAUAAAAUAAACUAUUAAGUCAUGUAUAAAAACUAGUUAAAAAGUAUUUAAAAAUGUUAUCUAAAUAUUACUACUAAUGCGUUAAUUAAAUCUACCAAUUUUUGGUAUUUUUUAGCUAUGGCAACCGUAUUAAAAUGGUUUGUUGAUCUGGCAACAUCACGAUAACUGUCAAGAUACAUUUGAAAAUCGAAAUAUUGGUGUGUAUUGUUAUUUUGCAGAGAAAAUUAAUAUAUUUUGAAUAUGUGUAAUGUAACUAUAAUAAUUAUUUUAAAUUAACGUUUAGUUUUAGUCUUAUUCGGUAUUUAGUUGAAAUUCAUGUAACAACUAAAACAAUUUUAAGGCUUUGACUGCCAAUAAAAAAAUUUUUGAAGGCAAAUCCUCAGGUAACUUCAGUCACCGUUGACUCCAAUGGCGUUUAUGUAUUAAUGAUACUUGGUACCUACUCAUACAUAGUAUAUCAAAGUCUAAAAAGUUAGUUACGAACAUUUACAAAAUACCUUUUUAUAAUAACUAUCGCGAGACAUACAAAAUUAACUAAAAAUCUCGUAAAUAUUGACAAAAGCUCUACUAGUUUCGAGUCACAGAGGGACUCUUCUUCACGAGCAGCGUGCGCGGGCGUGGUGACGUUGCGCAGCCCACUCUGUUUAACUCAAAACUAGUAGGUUUUCUCAACUCGUCACGCAGCCUACUACAGAAGCAUCUCUGUCUCGGAACUAGUAGAGAUUUUCUCAUUAAUGCGGUAUUUUAAAAAAAAUUUGAGUGAGCUCUUCAAGCAAGCGUGAUUUUAAAUUUGUAUGAAAAUUCUCUGUAAUCAUUUUUUAAAUGUAAUUUGCUAAUUUUAUAGAGCUUAAUAUAUUCUGUAUGAGCUUUCUUAUUUUUUUCCGUCUAGUGUCGAGACACUAUUAAAAUUUAUCGAUAUAUCGACAAUAAUUGUUAAUUUUUUCGAUAAAUGACGAAUGUUAUAAGAGUAAUGUUAAAAUGCUAUGUUGUAUUAACAAACAACUAAUCAAUAAUAAUUAACGUUAUUAUAGUUUUUCUGUAUAUUUAUCUUAAUAUUGUUAAUUUAUUACUAUGCUAGAAUACUGUGCUAAUAUGUAAAAACUAUGUCUGAUUCCAUAAAGGUAAUAUUUACUGAAAAUAUUACAUUUUUGCAAGAAAAAUGUGGUGAUUUUAGUUUUUAUCGGUUGACUGUUUAGCAUUAGGUCUCUGAUUCAAUUCUCAAAUUGAGAAAACAAGUAUUACUUUCUUAGAGUUAUAUCUACUUUCUUUAUCUAGACACCACUGACAAACGAUAAAGGAAAGACAUCGUGAGGGAACCUGGGCUUAUAAUGUUUAAUUGUAAGGUUGAAAUUAUCGACCCUCAUUGAGCAAGCGUGAUGAUUAAUGCUCAAACCGUCUCCGUGUGAGAAGAGGCCUUUGGUCAGCAGUGGCUACUAAUAUGAUUUUCAGUUUAGAAGUGCUCAAUGAUGAACACGAAGCUUGUCAUCAUCAUCAUCUAAAUAAUCAACAGCCUAUAAAUGCCCACUGCUGAGCAAAGCCUCUU